This is a messenger RNA of Diversispora eburnea, 1236 nucleotides long. NCBI's taxonomy places the organism in Eukaryota, Fungi, Glomeromycota, Glomeromycetes, Diversisporales, Diversisporaceae. The record is from the annotation of a GenBank genome assembly.
AUGGCAACUAAAAUUCCCACAGAAAUAUUAAUUAAAAUUUUAAAUAAUAAUGUUCAAUCAUCUCAUGAUUUAUAUUCCUCCUUAUUAGUUAAUCGAACCUGGUGUAAGGUUACUAUACCUAUACUUUGGGAAUUACCUUUGGGUCAAAAAUAUCUUCGGUCGGAGAAGUUGAUGAAUAAUGCAUUAUGUAUUCGAACCUAUAUAUCAUGUAUGGAUACUCAAGCUAGAACUUUACUUACUCAAAAUGGAUUUGAUUUAUCAUUAUCACCACCUCAAACUACUUUUGAUUAUCCAUCAUUCACUCGUAGAUUUAGAAUUGAUAAUUUAGCUUAUUAUGUCUUCUAUUCACAAAAAAUUAUUGGUUCAGAUAAUGACAUCACCAAAUCAAGAAUAUUGUUUCGCGAGAUAUGUAAAUUAAUAAUAAAUCGUUGCACAUUUUUGGAUUCUUUUAAAAUUACGGAAGUUCACGGAUAUUUUUGUAAAAAAUUUCUAAAUAGUGAUUUAAUUGGAACAAUUAUCAAGUUACCUGGUGCUUCGAAAGUAUUUAAGAAAUUAGAAACAUUUGUUUCGGUGGCAUGUGAUGAUGAACUAACUAGACCUUUAUAUGAGUCAUUUGCAUUGAUUUGUGAUAAUAUCUUAAAUAUGGAUUUGAAAUUUAAUUCUUCUCGAGUGCAAUUAUUAGAAAAACUUAUUAGUGUUCAAAAACGGUUAGAAAGUCUGUCAAUUAUUGGUAAUGGUAGUAUAAAUUAUAAUUCAUUAUUAUUGAAUAUCAUCAGUCAAAAAGAAACAUUAAAGAGUCUUCGUUUAAAAUCAGUAAAUUUUUAUAAUUUCGAGGAGAAAUUAUCCCCAAUUGGACAAUUUUCUUCACUUCAAGAACUUUAUAUUGAAAAUUGUUAUGGAUUGUGUAAAUCGGAUUGCUUAUUUUUUGCUUCAUCAUUUACUCAAUUAAGUAGUUUUCAUUUGAGUAAUCUUUUUUAUGAGUUUUCAUUUGGUUGUGGAAAAGAAUUGGAUGCUAACAUAUUAUUAUGUCAAAUGGCCGAAAGUGUACCAGAAUCACUUGUAACUAUUGAAAUUAAAAUGGGAACAUUUAGUGCUGAUAGUUUAAGAAAAUUUUUUGAAGGGUGGUGUUGUAAAGGAGGAGGAAGAAAUAAAAAGAUGAUUGUAUCACAUAAAAUAUUAUUGAAUGAACAUUAUAAAGUUAUUAAAGAAUAUGGGGUUCAAUUUGGUUUGGUUUAG